Molecule: messenger RNA, 207 nt
Organism: Perkinsus marinus ATCC 50983
Lineage: Eukaryota; Perkinsozoa; Perkinsida; Perkinsidae
Exons: 2
Source: RefSeq, a predicted model, not a curated record
AUGCUCCACUCCUCGACCCUCAUCGCUGCUCUAUUCAUCGGUAGCUGUGCUUAUGAUGAAAUCACUCUGUCGUUGGCCAUAUCAAAUGAUCCGUAUGGCGCCGUGGGAGAUUACGAAAGCUCAGCUGCUUCGAGUGGGAUGCUCCAACUGAAGGACGAUAUAAUUGACGAGCCUCAGGUCCAGUGUACGAGCGCCCCAGUGGUUCGU